Colletotrichum chrysophilum is the source of this 522-nucleotide messenger RNA. RefSeq lists its product as uncharacterized. Bases 1 to 522 code for a protein of 173 amino acids. The transcript has 2 exons. NCBI's taxonomy places the organism in Eukaryota, Fungi, Ascomycota, Sordariomycetes, Glomerellales, Glomerellaceae. The record is from RefSeq and is a predicted model, not a curated record.
AUGGCCGAUCCCUUCUUGACCACACCUUCGGCAGAUUCACAGAGCCCCGGCCAAUCCCUCUCUCUCGACACCUUUGAGAAGAACUCCCGAGACAUCAUUCGCGACGCUCGUGAGCUUGGAGUCGGUGAGCGCCAGCUCAACUUCAUCCGCGUCCAGCAAGAGCAACUUCGUGCCUUGUUUUUGGAGGCUACCAAGGCAGCCGCCGCAUCCGCCGCUACUAUCCAAGGCUACCAGAAUCACCAGGACUUCGCUCGGCACUACAGUAUCGAGUUGAAGUUGGCAGUCGAGCAGUGUGGCUUCAUUGCCGAAGACCAUCGCGGCUACAAGGCAGAGCUGGAGGACUUGAAGAAGAAGCUUGUCCAGGUCAGCAAGGAGCUGAAUGAUACCAAGAGAACACAGUGUGUCAUGAAGAAGGAUUAUGAGGCCAUGAAGAGCAAGCAGGAGACUUCGGAGCGCGAGAACGAGGCCCUCAAGCGCGACAUGAAGGAGCUUCAGCAGCUGUUUCGAGUCCACGUUCUCUAG